AUGUCCUUAACGGUUUACUUGCACACCGUCGCAAUUGUUCUAAGACCCAAGGCCGAACAAGGUGUACGAAGGCUCUGGAUGUCGGGAACUUUGGUAUUCUUGAUUGGAUACAUUGGGUGGCAUGUGGAUCUGCAUCUAUGUUCACACAUGAGCUCGUUGCCAUAUAAUAUGCCGAAUCCCCAAUUGCAUGCUUGGUGGCAUCUCACCGCCUCCUACGGAAGCUAUCUCAUCUGUGUGCUUAUAAUGCACGAACGUUCGAUGAUACUUGGCAAGGGACCAAAGAUACGAUGGAUUGCAUACGUACUGCCGUACGUUGAAUUGCCACAGCCUUCGAUAAAAUAUUAUUCUGAGAAAAAGAGCGCAUUAGAAAGAAUCCCAUUGCUGGCGGCGGAUGUGAAUAAAGCGCAGUAG
Messenger RNA from Acaulospora colombiana, 411 nucleotides. Lineage: Eukaryota; Fungi; Glomeromycota; Glomeromycetes; Diversisporales; Acaulosporaceae. The record is from the annotation of a GenBank genome assembly.